AGGCCAUGCAGACCAUGCAACAUUCGCAUUUUCUUAAACAAAGAGUUAACAAUAAACUGAUAAACGCUUCUUUUUUUUUUUAAUCAUUGUUGAAAAAAAGAUGGCAUUUAUGCGUUCCUUAUCUGAGGAAGACGGACUGAAGCCAGAUGUUGUUUGUGAUGCAGAUUUCAAAUCCAUAAACUUCAAUAACUCUGAAUAUGAUUCUUUGGAUCAUUCAACUGGGCAAUCGUUCCUACUUUUAGAUGCAAAUGAACAUUUGCAUAUCGCAACACCGGAACUUUUUUGCAAAAAACUAAAAUGUCCAGACGCGGCUAAAAUAAAGGUGGUUUCCAUAUUUGGAAACACGGGCGAUGGAAAAUCUCACACAAUGAAUCAUGCCCUAUUCAAAGGAGAAGAAGUAUUUAAAACCUCUCCUGAACAGAAAUCUUGUACUCUAGGUGUCUAUGCCGCCAUUCAAGAAGAUCUCGGAGUUUUAUGUUUAGAUACAGAAGGUCUACUCUCGACGUCAUCGCGCAAUACUAAACGUAUGCGUAUGUUACUUAAAAUAUUAGCCAUAUCAGAUAUUGUUAUCUAUCGGACACGGUCCGAAAGGCUUCAUAGUGAUAUGUAUGAAUUCCUGGGGACAGCCUCGAAAGCAUUUUGUUUGCAUUUUUCACAAGCUUUACAGUCGAUGUCGAUUCCCGGUGCAACUAAUUUGGGCCCUGCUGUUAUUAUUUUCCACGAAACUAAACACACUAACCCUUUGGAAAAUUCAGUCGAAGAGAGCGCUGAGGAAAAAUUACGUGAUUGUUUUAAUCGAUUUAAUUAUGAUAUUAAAGCGUUCAGCUCAUUACGUUACGUAGGCAUUCAAACAUCGAUCACUGAAACCACUGACUACAACAAACUUAUAGCCGCAUUAAGAAUGGAAUUAGAAAAUACAACAGUACGUUCUCCUCGUCAGCCUAGCGUAAUUUUUAAGGCAAUACGGGCUCUUAAUAAAAAAUUUGCUGGCGAGAUUAUAGAAAAAUCUAUAAAUCCAUUUCCGGAACAGUAUUUCACCUGUCCUGUAUAUUGUGACUCCUGUAAUAGACGUUGUCAACGCUCUAUGGGACAUGAUGGCGACAACCAUCUUAACUCCCAGCCAUGUCAACAUCAGCACCAGUUUGAAAACAAGGUGGAAAUUUGUAAGUCCUGUUACAAUAAUGGUCGGGAGGUGGUUGUAAUACGUAAAGAAACAUGGACGUAUAGUAUAAUCGAUUGUCCUCAUUGCGGUGAGAUAGCUAGGAAUUGGAAGUAUUGGGGGAGCACCACAGAUUCUUCAGCUGUACGAUCGCAAACUAUUCAUGUUUGGAAGGAUGAGAACGUAAUAGCCAAGGGCCCUAUUCAUUCAGGUCAAAUAAUGUUGGACCGCGUUAAUUACGUAUAUGAAGCCAUAAGUAAUAUAUCGUCCCAACCCGCUGGAGCACUUAAGGAAUGGUGCGCUGAUAAAGUUGCCCCCAAAUAUUGGAAACCCAAUCAUGAAAUUAUUAACUGCUCUUCCUGCAAGAAAAACUUCGAAAAAUAUGGCAUACGUAAACAUCAUUGUCGUGGUUGCGGGAAAGGUUUUUGCGAUGCUUGCACGCAAAAUAGAAUGCCAGUACCAUCCCGGAAAUGGAACGAACCAGUGAGAGUAUGCAAUGACUGCCGUCAGCAAUUACUAAAGCAUCCAGACAAAGUACCUCACAGUACUAACACUAGUAAUGACGAUACGAAUUUAGGUAUUGUACAGUUAAGUCCCGAAGCUGAUGUGACAGCUCGGAAAUGUGGGGAAACUUUGUACAACACGGUGUCGAAAGUCGCGUCCGUUGCAUUGGAGUGCACAAAAGAAAUCAUAAAAGACUCUGCACGUCCGGAUUAUUGGAUACCAGAUGUUGAGGCGCUUCAGUGCAGUAUUUGCAAGGUGCCGUUCGGAACAGCAGAAGAAUUAGUUUCAGUCCACUUAAAUAACAAUACAUUAAGUCCUGAAAGGAUGUUCACGGGUGGCGAUUGUAAACGUCAUCACUGCCGCAAGUGUGGUCAGGGUAUCUGUUCUAAGUGCUCACAGUCCCGUCAAGCCGUACCUGAACGUGGUUGGUUUGAUGAGGUCCGUGUAUGCGAUUCCUGCGCCAACGACAAAUUAUUAACCACCUGUAAUCUUACUAAUGGUACCACGGGCGACAUCAAAUCCAAAACUGAUUAACUUUUUGGCAGUGUGAAAGACAAUAGUACUUUUGUUUCUUAAAUAUUUUUACUCUUUUUUUUUUUUUUUAUGAUAAAUUUCCUAACUAUAGGCUUAACAAUACUGCUCAUAUAAAUAUAUUCGCAGAGAAGUGUUCUCGUUUAAACUUUAUAUAUAUGUAUAUUUAUAUUUAAUAUAUGUACGUAUUGUGUUGAAGGGGUGCACCACUCCCAAAUAAGCUAA
Molecule: messenger RNA, 2419 nt
Organism: Glossina fuscipes
Lineage: Eukaryota; Metazoa; Arthropoda; Insecta; Diptera; Glossinidae
Product: zinc finger FYVE domain-containing protein 1-like
Exons: 9
Coding region: 101-2197 (698 amino acids)
Molecular function (GO): metal ion binding
Source: RefSeq, a predicted model, not a curated record